Ectocarpus siliculosus is the source of this 957-nucleotide messenger RNA. NCBI's taxonomy places the organism in Eukaryota, Phaeophyceae, Ectocarpales, Ectocarpaceae. The record is from the annotation of a GenBank genome assembly.
AUGCGCGAGAUGAAGAAGACGUACAACAAAGUGUGGGACAGUCUGGUGGAAGGACAACCUGGAGAGAACCUGCCGUCGGGCGAGCAAGAAGGAGAUGCCCUCGACUACCUUCUGAACGGGGUAUACCACCUCAGCACCGGGAACGCUGAGGACCCCAUCGAGUUGGAAGACAUCGACGACGAUCUAGACAACGAUGCGGACGACGGGGGAGCGGCGGGCUUGCAGGACAACGGUCGCAACGAUGGGGAGUCGCCACCGGGGCAGGUCGAGGACGGCGGUGGGGCGGAGGAGAGCGAAGGUGGUGCACCGGCGGUGGGGGGAAUCAAGGAGGAGCCAGCCGUCGGCAACCAGGGCAGCGGGGAUGGCGCCCCCUCCGAUAAUAUCGAAGAAGCAGACGGCGGGUAUCCUGACAGGCCCGACAAGUGGAUGCACCCGUAUCUCCUCACCUACUGCCUUAUCGGAAGGCCAAGCAGCAGCGAGGACCCUGACCUCAGGACCACGCGGAAAACGUCCGGGCCGAAGGGUCGCGGAGGGAAGCAGAAGUCGAAGAGGGGGUCGCCCGGCACCAGCGACGAAAGCGGGUCGGAGACAAGCGGUGCGUACACCGAUGUAGAUUUGUCGUCGAACGCGAUUCGGAUGUUCGCAGGGGCCGGCGAAAGUCGAAGCCGAGCGCAGGUGAAAAAAGAGCAUGAAGCGGUGGCGGCGGCGAACGCGCAAGAGCAGGCGCGCCGCGUCCAGCAGACCCAUACAGGGAAGCUGGUGACGGCUGUGGAAGCUUGGUCGGCAGCCGUUGUGUCGAGGCAGGCGUUGGACGAAGAAGCCGCCCAUAGGUCUCACUGGGAUUACGCUCGCUUGGCCAAGAAAGCUAAAAUCGACGACCUCAGGGGGGAAGUUGGAGUUCACACUGGAAGGGCCGAGGGCGAUGGCACUGCGAGCCUCUAUAUCGGCCUUGUAUGA